Molecule: messenger RNA, 660 nt
Organism: Trichoplax adhaerens
Lineage: Eukaryota; Metazoa; Placozoa; Uniplacotomia; Trichoplacea; Trichoplacidae
Exons: 12
Coding region: 1-660 (219 amino acids)
Biological process (GO): dephosphorylation
Molecular function (GO): phosphatase activity
Source: RefSeq, a predicted model, not a curated record
AUGGUCAACAACUAUAUAAAGUACUACGGUGGGUCGAUAAAGGAUUUUCAACGAUCCAGGGCAAAUGAUAAAAACGAUUAUGACAUUCUACGAGAACAGCAUCGAUUUGUUUGGGAAGAUGAUGAUGAUAAUGAUAAUAACUGGGAUAAGAGACUGGCAAAGAAAUAUUAUGACCGUUUAUACAAAGAAUACUGUGUUGCUGACUUGUCCAAAUAUAAAGAAAAUAAAAUUGCUCUUCGUUGGCGAAUAGAAAGAGAGGUUAUAGGCGGCAAAGGUCAGUUCUUGUGUGGUAACUUGAAGUGUGGAGCAAGUGAUAAUCUGCGUAGCUGGGAGGUAAAUUUUGGAUAUGUCGAGCGUGGAGAAAAAAAGAAUGCCUUGGUGAAGCUAAGACUUUGCCCUAAAUGCUCAGAUAAGCUAAAUUAUCAUCACAGACAACGUUUGGCCAAAUCGAAAGUAAAGGCGGAUAAUUCACGUACAAUGAAAAAAGAUUCAAACGUGCCAAGCAGAGCAACACCAGAGAAAGAGCUUGAUGUCGCACCGAAAGAAACCGGGCCAGAAUCAUCUAGUAAACCUGAUAACGUAUGGAGUCGACCUGUAAAUGUGGAUUCUAAAACGCGAGAGGAUGAAAUUGAGGACUACUUUGAAGAUAUGUUAUUGUAA